This is a messenger RNA of Aspergillus oryzae RIB40, 2553 nucleotides long. RefSeq lists its product as uncharacterized. The transcript is spliced from 4 exons. The record is from RefSeq and is a predicted model, not a curated record. NCBI's taxonomy places the organism in Eukaryota, Fungi, Ascomycota, Eurotiomycetes, Eurotiales, Aspergillaceae. Bases 1 to 2553 code for a protein of 850 amino acids.
AUGUCUGUACUUCGGGGGUUUGAAUCGAGUCGGGGUUAUCGCAGAAAAUUCUCUUUCUCAGAACUUGCUCUAGACCUAGCGGAAGAGAACCACGACAAGCGACGGACGGUCCACUUUGGAAGUCUUCCAGUGAUGAAUGGCGCGCGAGACAGCCAAGUGAAGCGGUUGAGCUUGGACAUCAAGCGCAAACAAGUCCCGUCGGUCUCGGCGCGUAGGCCGGUGGAGGGCGCGGUAGCAGACCCAGGAUAUCACACGGAUCCUGAGCCAUCCUGCGUCCAUCGGCACCGUUCCGGUCUUACACAGGACCUGGACAAGGAAGUAGUUGCUGCACUGGGCUUCAGUGAUGCAGAUUCGCGAUCAGGUCAGUCGGGUCACGCAUUAUCCUAUCGAAGCACGGCUGGAGAUCUGGCGGAAUUGGCGGCGUCUGACUCUGCAGUCCUUGCGCCGACAGGAUCCCAGGAGCAUUGGGAGUUGCCUGGCGAUAGUGCAUCCUCGGCGCAUCGAUUAGCGCCCGUGCAACCUGGCAGGGAUUGUCCUCCCCGAAAGCCUUUGUCGAGGGAGAACGAAUCUCCCCCGAUGACCCCGAUUCAGGUGGCCAUCAAUGACGCACCUUUGUUGAUCCCCGAGUACAAAAGCGACCAGCGGGACAUUGGCGACAAGAUCCUGUCGUGGACGGAGCAGGCCAACAGUGUUGACGAUCCAAUGGACCAGCCAAAUAACGUUCAGCCACAGCCUGCGUCCGAGGAACCGUCUCCCGAACGCGAAACGACCACUCGGGCACCGUCGUCUACGGGGAAACGGUUUUACUCCUCGGUCAUGGAAACCAAAAAUCGGGAUAGCCAACGUAGUAACGGCGAAAUUAAGACGGCAACGCUGCUGGAUCCGAGUCACCAUCGGCGGGGCUCCAGCGUGCAAGUGCGACUCCAGCCCGUGCCCUCCGUGUCAUCCUUGGGCACCCUCGAGGCGGAUCGAGACCCGCAACGGCCAUUGCGCCAAGUACUUGGCCAGGCGAACUCGUCGCGAGUGUCAUUCUUGUCGGAUCAUGACGGGGGCGAUGGUCAGCACCAAAGUCUUGGCGGCAUACUUAGGCCCGAUCGUCAAGGGCGCAGGCCGAAGAGCCCCUGGCCAGGCGAUGAGGCUGAACAUGCCUCGCGCCGACUUAGCGGUGUCUUUCGACCUCUUCUGUCAGGCAGUAGACCCCGCGAUGCUUCCCAAUCCACCGAUCAUGCUCCCUCCAACCCGCCCGCCCAGCCUGCCUCGAAGCAAGCGCCAACGCAGACAGCCUUAUCGACAAUGGAGAAGCUGAAGGUGGUCGGCAACAAAAUUCGUCGUCCUUCUCGGGCCUCUGAAUCCCACGGUGUAAAGACGGGUCAGCCGCACAGGAAAGCGUUAGACAAAAUAAGUGGCUUCUUCAACCGUCGAGCGGAACAUGGCCGGCCCAAAUCAAGAGCUGCCGAAACCCACGUUCCACCGGUCGUCCAAAUCCAGCGUCAGGCCCAUUCAAUGGACCGGCUUUAUCCCGUCUCAUCACAGCGCACGUCCACCUCAGACCACUCUCAUCUUCCCUCCGCCGAGUAUGAUCGGCCCCGAUCAAAUAUCGAGAACCACUCCUUCCAGGGCCAACCUCCUCCCGUGGAAGGAUACUUCGCGCCGGAGUCCUUCUCGCGGCUUAACGAUCCCCAAGAACCCGGUACCCCCUUGACGCAGCAGAUCACUGUCGAAGACGUGGCCAGCAAUACCAUCACGAGUAAUCGCAUUCCGUCGCCGACCGAUUAUUUCCGGCAUCGACACAGUGGCAGUGGAAGCGGAAAUGGUCGACUCACUCCCCAAUCACCGCUCUUCCGACCACCCACGAACCCCCAAACCCCCCAAUAUCAACAACCACCGAUCGCAUCCCCCGGUCUAGCAUCCCCACUGCGAGCAUCGCCCAUCGCCUCCCCCGUCGUUCCCGCCCCACAAUCCCCACCCUCCCGCGGCCGUUCCGAGGAAAGAACAUACGCCCAAGACCUAAACAUCCGCUCCCGCAGCCCGAAAACCUUCGCCCCGCGCCCGGAAGAAAGACACAUUCCCAGCACCGACACCACCGACCCUGCCUACCACCUGGGUAUUUUCCGCCAAAACCCUCGCACCAGCCGCAUCGGCGACCAAGAACGACCCUGGAAACUGACCAUUCCUGGCGAAUCCGAAGAGGACAAACCCCCGGACAACGCUCUCGCCUGGCGCCAGCAGACCACCCAAGGCGUCCUCCAGUGCGGCCACGACCGAUUACCCACCUACGAAGAGGAUACCAAAGACCCACCCCAGGAAAAUCCCCGCGACGAAAAACCCCCUCUCAGCGACACCCCCGCUCCUGCUCGUCCCUCGAUGCCCCCUCUCUCCCAAUCCACGGGCAACCUCCACCCCACGCGAGGCGAAGGCCGUGUCCUCAACAACGACGCCCCGGUCGAGUUACCCGUCCAGACGGACGACGAUUCCAGCGAAGAGAUCCUGAUGUCGAGCACGGCGUAUCCGGGCCAGGAGUGGAGACCCGUUGGAUUCUCUGGGUGGGAGUAG